UGGGGAUGGAUGGUCAUAAAGAGAGUAUUCUGACUCUAAAAAACUACGGAGCUUGCCACAAGAAGAAAGGUAACUUUGAAGAAGCAAGAAAUCUACUCGAAAAGGCGGAACGCGUUGCCGAGCGAAAACUAGAUGAGGAUCACAUGUGGAAAGUCAUGGUAAAAACUGAACAAGCUCUCUUGCAUGAAGAAGAAGGAAAGGAAGACCAAAUGGAGGUGGCGAUGAAAGAAGGACUUCAAAUGUGUUACAAACUCCGACAGACUGUAGAACAACUUGGCAACAAACAUCUGAUACGGAAAACUCUAAAUCGCUAUCCAAAGUUGUUUCCAAAAGAAAAAUCCCUUGUUGAAAGGCACAUGUGCCCUCUGUAACUCGAGCAGAAAUAAAUGAGGAUAGGAUAAUUACUUCAGAUGUAAACUGUCAAACUGACUUUUUAAAAGUAGCUUAUCCU
Molecule: messenger RNA, 451 nt
Organism: Orbicella faveolata
Lineage: Eukaryota; Metazoa; Cnidaria; Anthozoa; Scleractinia; Merulinidae
Source: RefSeq, a predicted model, not a curated record